AUGUCCAUCUUCGUCCUCGCUUACGCUCUCGGCCCCCUCGCAUGGGGCCCUCUUUCGGAACUCUACGGUCGCAUCAUUGUCCUGCAACUGACAAAUCUCUUCUACAUAUUCUUUAACCUGGGCUGUGGCCUGGCCCAGACCAAGGGCCAGAUGAUUGCGUUCCGCUUCCUGGCCGGACUCGGCGGCUCCGCUCCCCUGGCCAUCGGCGGCGGCGUCCUCAGCGAUCUCUUCACAGCCGAGGAGCGCGGUCGCGCCAUGGGCAUGUACUCGCUGACGCCGCUCCUCGGUCCGGCCCUCGGUCCCAUCGCCGGCGGCUACGUCACGCAGGAGACCACAUGGCGCCGGAUCUUCUACAGCACGACCAUCCUCACAGCCACCAUCCAGGCCGUCGGCUUCUUCGUGCUCCAGGAGACUUUCACGCCCGUCCUCCUCGCGCGCCGCAGGGCCCGCCUCAUCCAGCAAACGGGCAACGAGGCCCUCCACACCGAGUUUGACCACCCCGACCGCACCGCACGCGCCACCCUCGCCACGGCCCUGACGCGGCCCUUCCGCCUGCUCGCGACGCAGCUCAUCAUCCAGUGCCUGGCCCUCUACAUGAUGUACCUCUACGGGCUCAUGUACCUCGUGCUCUCGACGUUCCCGGCCCUCUGGGAGGACGUCUACCGCCAGCCCGUCGGCCGCGCGGGGCUCAACUACCUCUCGCUCGGCAUCGGCUUCUUCCUCGGCGCCCAGCUGUGCGCGCCGCUGCAGGACCGCGUCUACGCCCUGCUCAAGCGCCGCCGCGGCGUCGGCCGCCCCGAGUUCCGCGUGCCCAUGAUGGUGCCCGGCGCCGUGCUCGUGCCGGCCGGCCUGCUCGUGGACGGGUGGACGGCCGAGGCGCGCACGCACUGGCUGGGCCCCAACGCCGGCGCCGGCCUGUUCGCCAUGGGCACCAUCAUCGGGUUUCAGUGCGUGCAGGGGUUCCUCGUCGACUCGUACGCGCGGUAUGCGGCGAGUGCCGUCGGCGCGGCGACUGUGCUCCGGAGCCUGGCGGGGUUUGGCUUCCCGCUGUUCGGACCGGACGUCUACGCGAGCUUGGGGUACGGGUGGGGGAAUACGGUGCUGGCGGGCGUGGGUGUUGUUAUCGGAUGGCCUGGCCCGUGGCUGCUGUGGAGGUUUGGCGAAGGGUUGAGGAAGAAGAGCCCUUAUGCAGCUGGGGCGUGA
Messenger RNA from Verticillium dahliae VdLs.17, 1203 nucleotides. RefSeq lists its product as uncharacterized. Gene Ontology annotation, molecular function: transmembrane transporter activity. The transcript has a single exon. The record is from RefSeq and is a predicted model, not a curated record. Gene Ontology annotation, biological process: transmembrane transport. Lineage: Eukaryota; Fungi; Ascomycota; Sordariomycetes; Glomerellales; Plectosphaerellaceae. Bases 1 to 1203 code for a protein of 400 amino acids.